Messenger RNA from Geodia barretti, 744 nucleotides. Lineage: Eukaryota; Metazoa; Porifera; Demospongiae; Tetractinellida; Geodiidae. The record is from the annotation of a GenBank genome assembly.
AAGAGAGCUGCGACUGAUGGUCAUCGCGAGUUUUAUUGUGGUGGUACUGUGGCCUGUGCUGUUAAUCAGCCAUGCAGGCUGUGUCCAGGACCAAGCUCCAGGAGAUGAUGUAGCGAUAUGUAUAUACCGAUGAGAUCGUUAAUGGAGAGCCCAAUCCGUUCUUUGCUAACCGCCCAAUGUACUCUGUCAAUGAACGACCUCUCAUGGACUCCAGAGACUAUAACCGCCUGCUUCAGGAGAGUGGCGACGCUUAUGUACCGUGGCAGAGCCUGGAUUGGGACAAUAACAAUACAAACAUGUUUGUAACUGAGUGGACUCAAACUGGAUUAUCCACAUUAUCCACAUGUGCUGGGACAGUGACAGUGUGUGGAUUCAGGGAGGGAGCUCAAGAGAACUGGCUCAUCACACAGCACAUCAACACAGUGCUACCAGGAGGAGGAGGAGAGAGACUGAGGAAAGUGACUGUUCAGUUUGAGGGAACUCUCAAUGGAUGUGAUAUCAGUAGACAGUGCAGACAGAGUUUUGAACUAUACAAGUGGGAGAAUUCAGCCAUUGACAGAAAUGGAGCAACUAACACCAACAAUUAUGUCAGAGUUGGUCGAGUCUCUCCUGCUGUUACUAGUGGAGUCAUGUCCUUUGUUGGCUCUCAUGAUAUAUAUUGAAUUGGGCACCACAGGUGGUUUUUACUUGGGAGUUGUUGACUUGAGCACUUGUGUUACUCUCACAAGAGAUUUCUGGCAAUCU